AUGCCUCACCUAUUUGAAGCAAGAUUGGCUGAAUACAAAGGAAGAAGAGACUAUGCAAAUGGAGUCGCAAGGAACGAGCCCGCCGGAUCAGAUUCAAAUGUUUAUAAACGACUUGACGCCCUGGAAUACAUCUUACAAACGAGAAAGAAUGAUGGCAACGAGAAUAAUCAAAUUCCAAAUAUCAAAUCGAUAAUGGAAGCAUAUAGAUCAAAGAGCCUUCCAUGGGCGAUAGGUCUUGUUACAUACUGGGCAAAGGGCAAACAAUUGUGCCAGCCACGCCCUUUUGACUGGGAUGAGUUUGAGGCUAUCAAUGCUGCAAAUGAAGGCCAUAAAAGUUUCUGGGUAGAAGGGAUUCUAGGACCCGGUCCUAGAGUACAGCGUCCGACAUUAGUUGUACCUCUAAAUGAUACCUGGACAUUCACUUACGGCGUUGCUCUUAGACUGCCUGGUUACGACUGGUGGGUUGAAAUGCUCUUUCUAUACGACACAGCAGCAUCGUAUAUGACUCUCUACGAAGGGGACCUGGACGUUUUGAUUGGACCUAACCACAUCGCAAACCCUCCACCAAUUCCAAUUCUUGGAGAUGGCACUGCACAUACUGCCAAUGGUCUUUCAACAAACAGCUAUUUUGAAAUUGAGGCGACAGUCCUGGAUGGAAAAGGAAAGCGAAUGACAAGGUGGACUAGAUUAAUAUGUUGUUUGGAGCGAGGGCAUCAUCCAACAGAUACUCCGGCGGAUCGAUCUGAUGGGCCGUUUUUACGCUGGCUGCUCUUUACCUCCACAACACCAGAUGAUGAAAACGAUAUAAUUUUUUCGACUUCAAAAACUGCCAUGAACUUGACAAACAGUCUUCCAGUUGAGAAAAGAGGGUCACCUUACGACGGAGCAGUUCCUGGAUUCUAUCCAACAGCUAGAAAAAGGCCACUCGAGACUAUUCAUCGAAGAAUCGGGUUGAGUCCUCUCUUUGGGAGGGGCCAGCAAAAUCCACCACCUAGGGGGAGGAGGGUUCCUGAAUGA
Molecule: messenger RNA, 1017 nt
Organism: Penicillium cosmopolitanum
Lineage: Eukaryota; Fungi; Ascomycota; Eurotiomycetes; Eurotiales; Aspergillaceae
Exons: 4
Coding region: 1-1017 (338 amino acids)
Source: RefSeq, a predicted model, not a curated record